AAGAUAAGUGCUAAAUAUUUGAAAAAUCACGUUGUCUGGACGUCAGUGGAAGAAGAAAAGAAAAUGGCUGCCACAACGCAUGAAGAAAUUGAGGAGCAAGUGCGUAGCCUCCAGUCCAAGAAGCAGGGCCUGGCAAACCUCACAGAGGAGGAGAGGGUCGGGCUUGGAGAAGAGGGCCAUUUUGAUACUGAUAUUUACAGCUCAAAUAAAGGGAAAUAUGAUGGUUAUGUCACAUCCAUAGCGCCCAAUGAAGACCAGGAUGAUGAUGAUGACUACAGCACCAACAUACAGCUUGGCAAGAAGACGCAGUACACAGCACCGCUUAACUAUCUCACUGAUGUGGGAAAUGACAAGGACUAUGAUCCGUUUGCAGAGCACAGGGUGCCAAAGAUUACAGACCGUGAGAAUGAAUAUCAGAAGAGGCGCCGUCAGAUGAUCAUUUCACCAGAGAGGCAUGACCCCUUUGCUGAAGGUGGGAAAACUCCAGACCCUAAGAUGUUAUCUGGCAUGAGGACGUAUGCAGAGAUUCUCCGGGAACAGAGAUUGACCAAGGAGCAGCGUGGUCUCCAGCAACAGAUGGUAGAGAAGGCCAAAGAGGGCACUCUGAAAGUAAGCAACGGCAGCGGCGACUCGGCCGCCAAGUCUGCAAAGAGACGUCGUUGGGACCAGGCAGCAGAAGAUGGCACGGCACCUGCCAAGAAGAAGUCCAGCUGGGAUGCCGCCGAGUCCACCACCCCGUCCCAGGCACGGUGGGAUGAGACUCCAGGGAGACAGAAGGGGGGAGAGACCCCCGGGAAUAUGGCCACACCCAGUACCAGGAUGUGGGAAGCCACCCCGGGUCACGCUACCCCAGGAGCUGCCACGCCUGGCCGGGAUACACCGGGACAUACCACCCCGGGACAUCAAGGGACCCCCAGUGCUAGGAGGAACCGCUGGGAUGAGACCCCCAGGACUGAGAGAGAAACUCCUGGUCAUGGCAGUGGCUGGGCUGAGACACCACGCACAGACCGCGUUGGGGACCAGAUCCAAGACACCCCCACCCCAGGGGCCUCAAAGCGCCGCUCCCGCUGGGAUGAGACCCCUGGCCAAGCCACGCCCAGUGCUAUGACCCCAGCCGGUAUGACCACCCCUGGGGGGAUGACCCCUGCAGGCAGCAUGACCCCAGGGGGAGCCACUCCCGGUGGGUUUACCCCCAGUGGUGUGACCCCCAGUGGUCAGGCAGCUAUGGGGAUGGCUACCCCCACCCCAGGGCAGUUAAUGAGUAUGACCCCAGAGCAGCUGCAGGCUUACACCUGGCAGAGGGAGAUAGAUGAGAGGAACAGACCCCUCACUGAUGAGGAGCUGGACACCAUGUUCCCCCCUGGCUACAAGGCGCUAGCUCCUCCAGCAGGCUACAUCCCCAUCAGGACUCCCGCUCGCAAACUGGUUGCUACGCCGACCCCGAUGAUGAGUGGGGCCAGCGGGACCCCCAUGGGGUUCAGAAUGCAGACCCCAGACCACAAUGUUCAGGUGGUGGACAUGCAGCCCAAGGGGAACCUGCCCAUGAUGAAGCCUGAUGACAUGCAGUACUUUGAUAAGCUACUGGUUGAUGUUGAUGAGGAAAGUUUGUCUCCAGAAGAGCAGAAAGAGAGGAAGAUUAUGAAACUUCUCCUGAAGAUCAAGAAUGGUACACCUCCUAUGAGAAAGGCUGCACUACGACAGAUCACAGACAAGGCCAGAGAGUUUGGUGCGGGUCCUCUCUUCAACCAGAUCCUGCCCCUGCUCAUGUCUCCCACCCUGGAGGACCAGGAGCGCCAUCUAUUGGUGAAGGUCAUAGAUCGCAUCCUGUACAAGCUGGAUGACCUGGUGCGUCCAUAUGUACACAAGAUAUUAGUGGUGAUAGAGCCGCUGUUGAUUGAUGAGGACUACUACGCCAGAGUGGAGGGCAGAGAGAUCAUCUCCAACUUGGCUAAGGCGGCUGGACUGGCCACCAUGAUCUCCACAAUGAGGCCAGAUAUUGACAACUUGGACGAGUAUGUGCGUAACACCACGGCACGAGCAUUCGCCGUGGUUGCCUCAGCCUUGGGCAUCCCAUCACUACUGCCCUUCUUGAAGGCUGUGUGCCGCAGUAAGAAGUCCUGGCAGGCCCGUCACACUGGGAUAAAGAUUGUGCAGCAGAUCGCCAUCUUGAUGGGGUGCGCCAUUCUGCCACACUUGAAAAACUUGGUGGAGAUCAUUGAACAUGGUCUGGUAGAUGAGCAGCAGAAAGUACGUACCAUCACAGCUCUGGCCCUGGCUGCGCUGGCAGAGGCCGCCACACCCUACGGUAUCGAGUCCUUUGACAGCGUCCUCAAGCCUCUCUGGAAGGGUAUCAGACAACAUAGAGGAAAGGGUCUGGCAGCCUUCUUGAAGGCCAUUGGUUACCUGAUCCCCCUGAUGGACGCCGAGUACGCCAACUACUACACACGAGAGGUGAUGUUGAUUCUGAUCAGAGAGUUCCAGUCCCCCGACGAGGAAAUGAAGAAGAUUGUGCUCAAGGUGGUGAAGCAGUGUUGUGCCACAGAUGGUGUGGAGCCACAGUAUAUCAAGGACGAGAUUCUACCAGCUUUCUUCAAACAUUUCUGGAACCAGAGGAUGGCGCUGGACAGACGCAACUAUAGACAGCUGGUGGACACCACUGUGGAAAUAGCCAACAAGGUGGGUGCAGCAGAGAUCAUCAGCCGCGUGGUUGACGACCUAAAGGAUGAGGCAGAACAGUAUCGCAAGAUGGUGAUGGAAACUAUUGAGAAGAUCAUGGCCAACCUGGGCGCCUCUGACAUCGAUUCCAGGCUGGAGGAGCAGCUGAUUGAUGGGAUACUGUAUGCCUUCCAGGAACAGACCACUGAGGACUCGGUAAUGUUGAAUGGUUUUGGCACAGUGGUCAAUGCCCUGGCCAAGAGAGUGAAGCCGUACCUACCCCAGAUCUGUGGUACUAUCCUAUGGAGGUUGAACAACAAGUCAGCCAAGGUCAGACAGCAGGCCGCGGACCUCAUCUCCAAGAUUGCUGUGGUCAUGAAGACAUGCCAGGAGGAGAAGCUGAUGGGUCACUUGGGUGUGGUACUGUAUGAGUACCUGGGAGAGGAGUACCCUGAAGUUCUGGGAAGUAUUCUUGGUGCCCUGAAGGCUAUAGUUAAUGUGAUAGGGAUGACCAAGAUGACCCCACCCAUCAAAGAUCUGCUGCCCAGACUGACACCUAUCUUGAAGAACAGACACGAGAAGGUCCAGGAGAACUGCAUUGACCUGGUAGGGCGUAUAGCAGACAGAGGGGCAGAAUUCGUGUCAGCCAGGGAGUGGAUGAGGAUAUGUUUUGAGCUCCUGGAGCUGCUAAAGGCACACAAGAAAGCCAUCCGCAGAGCUACCGUCAACACAUUUGGUUACAUCGCCAAGGCCAUUGGCCCUCACGAUGUGCUGGCCACCCUGUUAAACAACCUCAAGGUCCAGGAGCGUCAGAACCGCGUGUGUACCACCGUGGCCAUCGCCAUAGUGGCCGAGACAUGCUCCCCGUUCACCGUCCUCCCCGGGCUGAUGAACGAGUACAGGGUCCCCGAGCUGAACGUACAGAACGGCGUCCUCAAGUCCCUGUCCUUCAUGUUUGAGUACAUUGGGGAGAUGGGGAAGGAUUAUAUCUACGCUGUGUCGCCGCUGUUUGAAGAUGCACUAAUGGACAGAGACCUUGUCCACCGUCAGACGUCCAUGGCGGCCAUCCAGCACAUUGCGCUAGGUGUGUACGGGUUUGGUUGUGAGGACGCACUCACCCACCUGCUAAACUACGUCUGGCCCAACGUGUUUGAAACCUCACCCCACGUGGUGCAGGCGUUCAUGGGGGCUAUAGAGGGGAUGAGGGUGGGCCUGGGACCUGCCAAAGUGUUACAGUAUGCCAUGCAGGGUCUGUUCCACCCAGCCCGUAAGGUACGCGACGUCUACUGGAAGGUAUAUAACACGGUGUACAUAGGAGCCCAGGACGGGAUGAUCCCCUCCUUCCCACGGAUACAGAAUGACGAGAAGAACAACUACAUCAGAUACGAGCUGGAUUAUAUACUAUAGAGGACAGUGGUGCGGAUUUAAUUCCCUGUAAAGAACUUGAAUGUGGUGUUAUAAGCCACAGAGAAUAAACAGGAGGACAGGUGUGGUUUUGUAGGCUGACUCGGGACUUUGUGAAACGCCGUGUUGUCUGGCAUUUGUACUACAGCGUUCAAUGUCUGAGGUAGCAGACUCUGAAAACUUAAAGAAUUUGCGAUGUUUCAAAGCGACAUAUAGACGGUAAUGCCCAUGCUGUAAGCAGGAAUUAAUAUCUGUCUCGCACCACGUCUUUAAAUUACAUAAUUCAUGUAUGUCACCGGUGAAAUCUCGUCCACCCACAGAAAAUUGUCAAAAUCUGGCGAGAGAAGUUCUCACCGUUUCACUGAUCUCUGACACAGAAACUGUAUGUAACAGAACGCGAUUCGGUUGGUAAACAACGCCGUAUUGGCUGUGAGGAUGAACUUGAACGAAUUGACAAGAAAUCGAUGAGAAGUUUAAUUACACCGGAGAGCGGUGUUGCUGUGUGCUUUAGAUUUACAUGUCGCGGGUCUGAGCUGUGUUAAGCAUACAGCGCCUUGUAGUGGCGCAAGUUGUUGGCGUGAUCGGUGUUGAGUUGUGCCACACAUUCAUCCGAUUAAAUAGAGAUGUGGAGAAAAUUUAACGAUAAAGACUGCGAAACCACAACAUGUACAGAAAGUAGCAGCUAAGGAUGAAGAAUAUGUUCUGAUUACUAUACCUAUCUCCUGGCAGACGACAGUUUUAAUCAUUUGAUUACCAAAAUUUGUGUGAAAAAUUGUCAUGACGAGUAUGUAAUGUUCAGUUUUUCUUCUCCAAGACUGGAGGAUGAAAUGAAAUAAGAGAAUUCAAGACGAAUAGAUAAAAAAUAUUACCGUCAUCCAGCGGUUGCUGUGUGACAAUGAAUUCUGGAGAUGUGAAUCGAGCAAUGUUGUAAAUAAACCAUUUCGUAUAAAA
Molecule: messenger RNA, 5010 nt
Organism: Lingula anatina
Lineage: Eukaryota; Metazoa; Brachiopoda; Lingulata; Lingulida; Lingulidae
Product: splicing factor 3B subunit 1
Biological process (GO): spliceosomal complex assembly
Molecular function (GO): mRNA binding
Source: RefSeq, a predicted model, not a curated record